This is a messenger RNA of Paramecium sonneborni, 623 nucleotides long. The record is from the annotation of a GenBank genome assembly. Lineage: Eukaryota; Ciliophora; Oligohymenophorea; Peniculida; Parameciidae.
UAUGGGAUGUGUUAAUUCUCGAAGUGUUGAGAUUUAUCAACGGAAAUUUAAAUUAGUUAUUGUAGGAUUGGAAGGUAGUGGAAAGACAGCAAUAUUUGAAUACAUAAGAUAAGGAAAAUUUGUGCAGACAAAACCAACAGUUGGUUAGGAAUUAUAAUAUAAAUAGGUGUGAAUGUGGAUUUUAGCAAUCCUGAAUUCAUGAUAUUUGAUGUUGGAGGAAAAGUGCCAAGUUUAUGGAGCAACUAUUAUGAAAACACUGAUGGUCUAAUAUUUAUAAUUGAUUCUUCUAAUAAAGAAUAGUUAUAUUAAGUGAAAGAACAAUUUGUAAAGUUAAAUAAAGAUUUAGAAUACUUGAAUGUAUAUAAAAAUGAUUGAAAUAGGUAGUAAUUCUGAUAAUGUUUACAAAACAAGACAAACUACAUCUUGAUAAUUAAGUCUUGAUCUAAGAAUGUGGAGUUUUUGGAUAUUUAGAAUAAGAUACUGUAUUUUAAAUGUGCAGUGCAAAAACUGGUGAAGGUGUUUAAGAAGGAAUAUAAAAAUUAAUAAACUUAAUUAAAAAGCAAUAAAAACCAAAUAUUCCAUUCGACCAUUUAAAAUAACAUAAAAAAAAGAUAGCAGUAUGA